CUUAAGUCAUAAGUACAGAACUUUGAAGGAUCUUUGGUUUAGGAGGGAGGAAUGGUGCUUUUCUACGCCAGCCUUCGUUGGGUGUGGACAUCUCUCUCUCGUCUCAGUGACAAAUUUCCACUGUUCUCUCUGGGAUGCUUGUCCUCAUCUACUUUGCCCGCCGGGCACUCUACAGGAGGGGCACCUGUACAUCGGCUUGCAGUAGUCAGCUCCAUUUGUUCCGCUCUGCGACAAAUUCUUUAACGGUCUUUGGUGGGAAGCCGGUUACUGAACUCUGCUGGGGCUUGGCAAGGGCGUCCACCAGAUCUAAUUGGAAACUUCAAGUUUCUAUCUCUAUUUACAAAGUAACUUUUGUUCCUUUUCUCUCAUCGUCCAGCCUUGGGCAGUUUUUCCUCGUACCAUCGAGAAACCGGGCUGGAUACGGUGUAUGGUGUCAGUGGCACUGAUAAACCCAACAAAGACAGCAAGAAAGAAUGGAUGGCACUAUUUGUUGAUUACUUUAUAUCCGUCUUAGUAGGGUGGUGAAGGAAGAGUUUACCUCCAGGUAAACUCCAGAUAUUGAAUCUGUGGUUAUAUAUCAGACAUGAUGAUGAGGCAGUCACCUUGUUUUGUGAAUGACAGUGAAAUAAAGGAACAUGAAAUAAAUGGUAUGAACCAUUGCAAAAAGAUGACUGAUAAACCUGUUGCCACAAAGACUGUAAAAUGUAUAAAACCACAUCAAGUGGAUAGUUACAAGAAAGAUGAAGUAGACAGCCUAGAAAGUGGUCAAAAUGAACCAUGUAAUAGAGCAUGCAGUGAUAAUAAAGGUAGUCUCACUCUACAUGUGUGCACAUAUGAAGAUUGUGAUAAGGUUUUUAGUAGACCCAGUCGUCUUACUCAGCACUUAAGAACACACACUGGUGAGAGGCCAUAUGUGUGCCCCUCUGCUGGGUGCUCUCGAUCAUACACUCGACAACAACAUCUCAAGAGGCACAUAGAAACUGGACACCAGGACAAGUCUGAAGAAAAGUUAAAGAUUGAGGAAUACCCGGAUGAGGAAGAGAUCCAUGAGAAUAUUGCUCUUCAGGUUUCAUCUGAGUGGACCGUAGAUGACAUUGAAAAUGAUCCUUUGCCGGAUAUGAACUGA
Molecule: messenger RNA, 1126 nt
Organism: Cherax quadricarinatus
Lineage: Eukaryota; Metazoa; Arthropoda; Malacostraca; Decapoda; Parastacidae
Source: RefSeq, a predicted model, not a curated record